AUGAGUACAGCCAACACUCUGGAGAGCUGCGUUUCGUCGCUGCGCUCGAGCAUGCAGCUGCUCGACUCAUCCAUCAGUAUCCUCGAUGCUGGCACUAGCGACUUUCCACGUUUGGCUAGGGUCCUGCAGGCCACUAGGGUAGGAACAUCCUUGUCCUUCACACGUCUGACACUAACACUACCUAGCNACUUCGAACUUGUCUCCGAACCCGAACUCCAAAACGCCCAAUCUGCCCUACUCUCCGAAAUCCAACCAGAAGUCGAGUCUAUGCUUGAUCGUGUUGCCGUCUACCUCGACAAGCUUCAGCGUCGCGAAGAGUCUCUGAUUGCAAGGUGCGAACUGCAAGAAGGCCGUCUGUCUUCGCGUCAUCCUCAGCAACAAUACCACCCUACAACAUCUGCUCCUUCGUCAUCACACGCUGCCGCCAACCCGCUUGAAGAGCUCAAGAUGCAGCAGCUCAGACAGAAGAAAGACCGCUUGAGCUAUGCUGUUGGCCGACUCGAACUGCAGGCAAACCAAAGGGAGAGACAACUGAGAAAGAGCAUGGCUGGCCUUUGA
Messenger RNA from Aureobasidium vineae, 558 nucleotides. The record is from the annotation of a GenBank genome assembly. Lineage: Eukaryota; Fungi; Ascomycota; Dothideomycetes; Dothideales; Saccotheciaceae.